Molecule: messenger RNA, 9657 nt
Organism: Scatophagus argus
Lineage: Eukaryota; Metazoa; Chordata; Actinopteri; Scatophagidae
Product: leucine-rich repeat and immunoglobulin-like domain-containing nogo receptor-interacting protein 3
Exons: 4
Coding region: 799-2667 (622 amino acids)
Molecular function (GO): protein binding
Source: RefSeq, a predicted model, not a curated record
CUUUCCUGCUUUUCCGCCUCCUAAAUCUCAGCUCUCGGUCUCUUCGUUUUUCUUCUUGCCUGGCUGUUAAGACAGACUCCCUAAGCCGUAUGCCCUGCAGCACACUGAAUUGUGAAUCCAAACAGCUGGAGCAGCAGCAGAUAGACAGUGACUGAGAAAAGGAAGGGAGGGGGGGAGAGAUAAAGAGAGAGGGAGCAGAAAGAGAGCGAGAGAGAGAGAGAGAGAGAUGAAAAGCAUGCCAAGCGAGAGAGAGGCGCUCAUACUGAAGGAGGCAGAGGCAACAGCUACAGCAACAGCACGCUCCUUCCCCAUCCUCUCUCUCCUUUCUCAUAAUUCCACAUCCAUGCCGUGGAAGAUGGAGGGCACCCUGACCCGCUGAGGAGCACUGUCUGAGGGAGAAGAAAAUCUCGCAUGAGCCCUCCUCCUGUGAAUGCUGGGAUCAGUUUUUUUGGGACAAUUACCAACAAGGAGUGAAAGGAGGUGUGUACCCAGGAGCCUGCCGGCGGGAGGGCGGGAGGGAGAAGGAGAGAAAAGAGGGGGAUGAGUGGCAGGCUUGGUACAGCUGCUGAUGCCAGGGUCUCAGAGUGAGACAGAGACAGACUGAGGGGGACCUGAGGAGUGGAGGGCUGGCACGUGUGGAGCUCUGUCUGCAACUUGUAGGCCACCAGGAGAGGAAAAUAGAUUCACAUACGCACACACGCUGGACAGAUGAGGAGGCAUCAGGGACCACACUUCAGUCCUGGGUGUAUGGUGCACUGACCCUGUCUAAGACAGGCAAGGAGUCAGAGGACCAGGGCCAUGAUUGGCUGUCCUGGCCCUGGUGGGCGUGCCUUAAUGCCAUGGCCAAGGGAGUGGCGAUGGGUCAUGGGUGCUUCUCUGGUGGCAGUAAUAACCCUGAUGCUGCCAGGAUGUAACCAGGCCUGUCCACCACGGUGUGAGUGCUCGGCUCAGCUGAGGUCAGUAUCGUGCCAGCGGCGGCGGCUCACUAAUAUCCCAGAGGGCAUCCCCACAGAGACACAACUUCUGGACCUCAGCAAGAACCGACUCCGCUGGGUGCAAGCAGGUGAUCUGGCACCAUACCCACGACUUGAGGAAGUAGACCUCAGUGAGAACCUCAUCGCCACAUUAGAGCCCAAUGCCUUCUCCACCCUCCAGAGUCUUAAAGUCCUGAAGUUAAGAGGAAACCAACUGAAGCUGGUGCCCAUGGGGGCCUUUGCCAAGCUGGGCAAUCUGACCAGCCUGGACCUGAGCGAGAACAAGAUGGUGAUUUUACUGGACUAUACCUUCCAGGAUCUUAGGAGUCUGAAACAUUUGGAGGUGGGAGAUAACGACCUGGUUUAUAUAUCCCACAAGGCAUUCUCAGGGCUGCUGGGGUUGGAAGAUCUCACAAUAGAGCGCUGUAACCUGACAUCCAUCUCUGGCCAGACACUGUCUUACCUUCGCAGCCUGGUCACCCUUCGUCUCCGUCACCUCAGCAUCACUGCCCUGGAGGACCAAAACUUCCGCAAGCUCUCCAACCUUCGGGGUCUGGACAUUGAUCACUGGCCAUACUUGGAGUACAUCUCCCCUCUUAGUUUCCAGGGCCUGGACCUCCACUGGCUCUCAAUCACCAACACCAACAUCACCUCUGUCCCUUCCGCUUCCUUCAAGAACCUGGUACACCUCACCCAUCUCAACCUGUCCUACAAUCCCAUCACCACACUAGAGCCCUGGGCCUUCAAAGACCUGCUUAGGCUGAAGGAGCUCAUCAUGGUAAGCACAGGGUUGAUGACAGUGGAGCUCCAUGCCCUUGGAGGCCUCCGACAGAUCCGGGUCCUCAACUUCUCCUCCAAUGACCUGCAGACUCUGGAAGAGGGCUCCUUCCACUCUGUCAACAGUCUGGAGACCCUCAGAGUGGAUGGGAACCCCCUGAUGUGUGACUGCCGUCUGUUGUGGAUCCUGCAAAGACGCAAGACCCUCAACUUUGACGGCAGAGUGCCGGUGUGUGCUGGGCCGGUGGAGGUGCAAGGGGUCAGCCUCAGCGCCUUCACCGAUUCUGCACUCUUCGAUCACUUUACAUGCCAGAAACCUAAGAUACGCAACCGUAAGCUGCAGCAGGUGAUUGCUCGUGAGGGCCAGCCAGUGAGUUUUCUGUGUCGUGCUGAAGGCGAACCUGUACCUGCUAUCGUCUGGAUUUCCCCACAGCGCAGACGGAUCACAUCUAAGAGUUCAGGGCGCAUUACUGUUCUCCCGAGUGGCACUCUGGAGAUCCGCUACGCCCAGCUCACUGACAGCGGAACAUACAUCUGUAUCGCCAGUAACGCCGGAGGCAAUGACACCUACUUCGCCACACUUACAGUCCGUGGCCAACCGCUAGAUGCCGCCUCAGCCUUCUUUCUCAAUCGCUCGCUGUACAGCGGCGACUUCUUCAACGACACAAAUCUGAACAGCACACGUGUUUUCCUCAAGUUCACACUGGACCUGACCACCAUCUUGGUCUCCACGGCAAUGGGUUGCAUCACGUUCCUGGGGGUGGUCCUCUUCUGUUUCCUGCUGUUGUUCGUGUGGAGCCGGGGACGCGGCCAACGCAAGAACAACUUCACAGUGGAGUACUCUUUCCGGAAAUCUGAACCCGCCACUGGAGGCUCCUCAGGAGGGACCAGGAAGUUCAACAUGAAGAUGAUAUGAAACAACGCAGCCAGGGGUCCCUCAGGGGAGGCAUGAGCACGUCCCAAAAACGUGUUUGACACAUGCAAACACACACAGCCACUGACUCGCAAAGAAGUUUGAAAGCACAAUAAUCAUUGCUUGUCGAUGGCUCUAUUCAAAAUUGAUCGCUCACAUCUAAACUGGAGCCACGACUCGAUUUGAUUUGAUUUGAUUUAUGAAUGAAAACAAUGACCCUGAUCUCUCUGUCCAUCAGUAGUUUUAUUCAGCAUGUGCUGAAAAGCAUGUUUGAAAGAUAAAGUAAGGAACUACAGUAUUGAUAGAUCUGAAAGAGCUAUUGGUCAUCCAUACUUGAUAAGAAUAAUAGAGUUAAGAAUUAUAGGAGUUUUGGAAAUUGGCAUGAUUAUUGAGUUGUGAAAUACUGGUAGUCCUGUCUUUCUCUUAAAUUAAGAAAAUGAAAUAGAUUUCUCUCUUCAUUUGAACUUCCCUUCACUGUAGUCUGUGCAGUCAGGGAUUUUAAAAGAAACGUAUUACAGAGAGACCUGGCUACCAUCCAUUCACAGAAUUUGUAGAAAUGCUCUUCUAAAGUCUGCCUUGUUAAAAAUCUUGCAUGUAGAAAUGCAGUUGAGAGUUAAGUUGUUAAGUUCAUACCACUGAAUAAAAGACACUGUUUUGAAAGACAGCUUGAAUAUGUUUUUCUAUAGAACAUCUGUAGAACAGCCACCUUUAUCUAUUCUGACCACGGCUGAACAGUGAAGAGGGUUCUGUAGGGUCAAACACUUCAUUAACAGUGUCAUAUUCCAUUUGUUUUAAUGAGGUAAAGCUGAAUAAAAGUAAAAUACAGUAUGAUAAUAAUAUCUGAUGCAAAUCAUUCAUAUAAUUGACACAUAGACAAACAAAACACAAUUUGGCCUUAUCUUCUUUGUGAGAUUUUGUGACAACGUCAGCUGUGUGAGUUUGGGACGAGCACACUGGCCGAGAGCUGCUGUGGUUGCCCGUGGCCCAGUGGGUUUGAUUAGGAAGUCAAGCCCUCUGGACACGGGCCGCCACAGUAACCAUCGCAACCAACACAAGAGAGAGCAAGGGGGACUGGGACUGGAGGCUUCACAAGGGUUGCUGGAGAGAAGGGAAGGGGGAGUGUGACCUCUUCUUCACAAGCCCUCUUCAUGCUCUUUCAACUACAAAAGAGUCUCGACCUGCCAGCCUCCACCUUCAGUCCCUGGCCUCUGCUGUGCUGGUGAACACCUGACUUUCCCAGAUCUGCCCGGGGGGAGCAGCCUGGAGAGUUGGGUCAUACUCAGAGACAGACAGAGGACACAGAGUAACACUGUAGGGGUCCUCACGGAAAUAUGAAUACAUACACACACACACACACACACACACACGCUCAUCCUGGUAGUGGAAAACACACAUAGCAGCACAUGUGUGCAAAGCAGCACCUUUUCUCAGGAAAAGUGAAAAUACCCUACGGAGUGAGUGUCACCACACAUACUUACUCUGAUAAAAUUAAACAUUCCAGCAAUACUGUAUGUAGAGCCAUAAAUCCGAAAUUCAUUCUCUGAUGUAAAUUUGUGAGUGAAGAAACAAAGCCAUAGUAUUUGUUUUUUAUACUGUAAUGUGCAUGAUUCAGUUAUAUAAUAACAAUUAUCGUUACUGCCAUCUUACAAGCUGUUGUGAUGAUCACAAGACCAUCUGCUGUCAUUGGGUUUGCAUGAAGUUGCACCCAUAACACACAUACACAGAGGGGGGGGUGGAGGGGUAAAACCACAUAAAGGUUACUUGGAGUGAUAGGAACAGCAAUCACAGUUACACAUGAAUAAACAUACAAAUUGAUAAAGCAGUGUAACGCUGACUGCUCUCUCACUGUCUCUGAGACGGUCAGUGUGCGAAUGUCUCUGCCCCCCUAGCCCAGUGCAUCCCCCCUCCUCACCCCCACCCCCCCUACACCCCCACUGGGUCCUCCUUUGGGAGGGGUCCCUGGCUGGAGACCGCGGAUUCAAAUGUAAAUGAAGUCGUGUUAACCCUACCCACACCAUGUGCAUCGUAUAGUGGAGAGUAGUACUGUGGUUUUAAAAAUGAAAAAACAACAACAAAAACUUUUUUUGAAGUGUUUUGUUGCUUUCUAUUUGUUGUCCUACAUUUUAAUUUCCUCAGUUGUUAUCCUCUGUGACCUUUUGGCUGUUUACCGUUUAAAAGUUCCUCCUUGUGGGACCGUUCUGUUCUCAACACUUUUCCCAUUUUCCCACUUUUCUCCAGUGGUAUUUUGAAGAAAAAUGUAAACAUUUAAAGCUGUGGUUCCUAACCUAUUGUCAUAAGUUAAAUUGGUGGUGUCAAAAGACAGUGAAGAAAAACCAUAAGUCUGCAACAAAAGUUUAUAGUUACAAAAUUUUUUCUUUUCUUUGACUUCUGCAUUAAUUUUAUUUAUGUUAAAUACUGUGUGAACUCACAUUUAUCUUUGCCUAAAAGUGUUAACCAACUAAAGAUUUAUGCAUCACUAAAUUAAAACUGGUUGUUCCACACAAAGUAGUUCUUACAUUCAGAUUAGCUGCUCAUAUUUCCACACAGUCUUACCCAGGUGCAACUGUUACAUGGCUAACUCAACCAACCGACAAAACUAACAUUAGCUUGCUAAUAUAUGACUCAUGCACAGUGGAGGGUUAAAAAGAUAAUGGAAUAUUGUCAACCUGUCUGUUUAACAGUAAUGCAGUUGAAACUGGGAAUGUUUUACCUAAUAACCUUCAAAUAGCAAAACAUUAUACUAAUAAUUUUAGGUUUAAACAAUAAGAUAUUUUCCAAUAAUGCUAAGCUGCAUCAAUGUUACUAUUCAAACUUAUGCCAUUAAUAAUCCCAUGCACAAUACAACAAACUCAUGAUUGGCUGCUGCUGUUCAACUCACAUGUCCGCAUGUGAUUUAAGAUGUAAUAGUGUAAAAAGUUGGGAACCACUGAUUAAGGCACACCUGCAAUGCUGUAUGAGAAUAAGUUUGUGGUUUGGAAAUAUUUUGCCCUAGGUAAAAAAAAAAAAAAAAAAAACUUUCAAAACUUUUGCAAAAUAAAUCCUGCAAACUUUUUGUCCCUUCUGAGGGAUGAUGAAACCACAGCUUCUGUGUCAGGAUGAAUAACUGAACAGCUGUUAAAAAUUCAUGAGGCUGAAUGAGAACAGAUGAACAAAUUGGCCUGCUUUCCAUACUGCCUUUAACAGUGUCAGUGACUGCAGCCAUUUCUGUGUUGAGAACAGGACGUUGCCUUCAUGGAUGUCUCCUCUCCCUGAGCUGACCCUUUUGUUUUUUUCAUUCCCCCGUAUUUCUCAGUGAAAUUAGGUUUAGAAGACAGUGAGAAUGUCUGUAGUGAUUGUCAAUGGUGUUAUUGUGUAAACAUCAAUCACAAAUGUAAGCGUAGAUGAGGGCGUGUUUCAUUUGAUUAUCUUAUUCUCCUUCUCCCCCUCUUCACCGUCCUCCUCCCUUCUUCCUGUUCCCUGUCUCUUUAACAUUUGCAACCCUCGUUGUCCCUGUUCACAGUAUUAGGCUGGAAUAUGGUUGUGUGGUAGUAGACACGUGUACUGUGUGGUCGGUGAGUCAGUGUUGUCGUGUUAUGAUUUGUAGCUCCUCGUGAUGCCAUCGAACACGGAGCAGUGAUUGGAUCAGUGGAGAAAAAAGAUGAAAGGGGUGACCCAGGUUCCCUAAAACAAACAAACAAACAAACAUUGGUUCCCAUUUCACGCCCUACUCAUUCCUGAAGAACUUCCUCUGCACAGUGCCACUCUGGGAUCUCUCUCUGGUUAUGAAAACCCAUGGACUGUACUGUAUGUAUUUUCUCUGAUAAUAUCUUUGUGACACUGAACUGUAGAAGGGGGGUAUUGGGGACUCCCCCAGUACUCCCCUUCUAUUGGGUUAUUAUAAUAUGGUGACUUUCUGCCUACUGUGGUACACCGUGUGAGUGCUUUUGAUAAAGAGCAGCAUCAGAGCAGUCAGUUCACUGAAAACGGAUAUUUUCAUGUUGGUCAGGGUUGAAAAUAAGCACCUGUAUCUAUGUAGAUCUCACAAGUACUUGAACACUGGAGGAACUCAUUUUACUUCAAGUUAAAUGCUCUUUGAAAAAAUAUUUUCUUUCCAGCCCAGAUUAAAUUUACUGUCAUUAUCAAAGGCUUUAAGAAUUUGUUAAACACUUUAUGAGUGACUCUUUGCCAAGCAAUUGCGGCUCUCUAUUUCAAAAUGGUGCCAAUAAACACAGCUUUGCAGUCAAGCCAUUGCUUCAGUCAGGCUGACAGACUCUCAGUGUGCAUAGACACCAGUGGAGCUGAGUUUGAUUCAUCUCCUUUGCUGAGAUGCUUGAGAAAGUAGGCUGAGCGAUCCCCUGCUCCCUCCUUCGGUUUGUCCUUGCCUGGGGUUGGUGUACUGUAGUCUAGACGUCCCAUUUACAACAACGGGAGCAACCUCACUAUUAGGAUGCCUUCCACUGGGGAACUCUUCAAAGAAGCAGACCAAAAUAAUUCGAACCUUGAGACAUCAAUAGUCACGGCAUCAUCACUGACCAAGCCUGAGCUCCUCUUCUGUUUCCCCUUGAUUUCUCAUUUAAAGAAAGCUUUGCUUUCAGGUCCUUUAUCUGUGUUCUUCAUAUUUGACUGAGACAGAGCAAUUUGAGUCUUACAGCAAUUUCCUUUCCUGUCAUUUUUACACUCUGCGUUAGCUGUAAAUGAAUUCAUCUCCUACUCCAGAUCUACAGCUGCUGCUGUGAUUGGAUUAGACUUGAGUUGAAUUAUCAGAGCUGAGAGGAGCAGUAAUGGGAUGACAGAGAAAGGGGCUCAGCUGAUUGAGUGAUAACUUGGUUUAUUAGUCCCAUUUCCAUAAAAGACCUCUCAGAAGAGUGGGUCAUGCAAGUACUAUUUUACUUAUUUGGAGUUUUACGUAUCUAGGUAAAAAUACUAGCUGUGGUGGUUUUCUCUGGAAAAAGAAACAGUAAGGCAAAGCAGUAAUUGCUAAUAUGAUAUUUAGGCAUGAUGCACGUGAAUUACAGCAUUGCUGAAGGAUUGUUUAAAGCACCAUGGACAGACAACUACUUCGUUUUAACCUUGACCAGAUAAUUGCAAGUUCCCCCGUUUCUAUGUGUCAAUACUGACCCCAUGUGGUCAAUGUGAGUAACAGCAACAAACAGGACCAUACUGCUGAUGCGGAUGCACCUGCACCAGUGUUAUACAUGCUGGGAAAAUAAAUAAAUCACAGCUUUGGGUCUCAUACAGUGAAACACCGAAGAGAGCAAAUUGACUGUUAGAUUCAUAAGUCAGUGGUUCACUGAUUUUCUUAUAGCCAUAGUUUGAUAUCCUCUCCGCUCUGGGUGUUUAUCUGGGGCGUUGCUUGAGUUAUCUGAAGAGGCCUCCAUCUGAUCAAAACCAAUAGCUAUGACCUGGUUUGCUAGGACUCAGUCUGUAGAUUAGUCAGACGCUUUCUGAUGCCCACUCUAUUCAUACCACCACCACAACAAACAAUAAGAAAACAUGCUAAAAGGUGACAGUAUCAUUCUUUCUCUGUGUAUGACUGAGAGCUGAUCUGUAAAUGAUUGGCUCCUCUCUAGAGAAAAAAAAAACUUUCUUUCUUGUGGUCUUAGCAAGUUUAAUCUAUGCAUGCCUUUUGUAUACCGUGAUUGGUCUUGCCAAACUCCUACCCACACUUGUGCGGAGAGCUAUGGGUGCCAUAGUUGCUGGCCAUGGGACUGGUUGAAACAAACUGUGAGCAAAUGAGACCGUUAAAGUUGUUUGUAAUCUGAUACAAAUCAAAGCCAGGGACAAGUAAUCACAUGCUCUUGUAUUCCUGAAUAAUUAAAUAGAGUGUGCAUCUUACAAAAGAAGCAUUUGUUUACUUGGGAUGAUUGUACUUUUACACAUAUCUAUCCACACACAGGUGAUCUGCUCGGAUAUAUACGCUGUAGAUAAAAUGAUUGAUAUUCCAAGCAGGAUGGUGGGACUGAUCAAUGCUGUAUGGGGAUAGGACUAUUAAUGGCAUAUUUCAUUGAUCCAUUCUGAACCUUGUCACAGCAACAAUCCCUCUGGAGUGGGAGAUAGUGUGCAGAGCUCUUACAGACCUGGUAGACACUCAUUCCUAGGUUUCCACAUCACAUUUAAGGUGAUUCCACUUUUCCUGCUUUAAGAACGAGAUGGUGCCAGAUUUCGACAUUUUUUCUCCAGGUCUCAGCUGAUAUAACACUCUGUCACUUCUCCCACUCUUCAGAGGAAGCUGUUGUUGGUAUAGCUCUGUAUUUGCUGGAGCCCUCUAAUGGAAAAUAUUGAACUUUAUGUCUCAAAUUUGGCUGAGGUAAACGUAUCCUCUCUUCUCUCUUUUCUCUCUCUCUCUCUCUGUCUCUGUUCUUUCUCUCUGCCUUUUCUCUCUGUCUCUGUAUCAACCUGGCACCAACCUCGUUAAACAUUUCAUUCAUUGAUCACUUUUUGCACUAAUGCAUAUUUGUUCCUUAUUUACAUGGCCGUUACUGAUUUCUGAAACCUAGGAAUGGGUGCUGAGUGCUCCAAUUAAGUGCAGAGCUAACAUAAAGACAAGUUGUUCAGCUUGACGGAUUGAAUAGUGUGAUCUGAUUAAUCACUGAAAAACAAGACUGACUCAUAAUAGAGACUAUUUUACAGUGAGGAUUAAAAAAUGUAUUUAUUGGAUUGUGGUUUGUGGAUCCUUGGAUGUGAAGAACAGAAACUGUACAUAUUAGAUCUAUUAGCCAUAUCAUGUCAUCUAAUCUGUAGACCUCCUUGCCAUGUCUGACAGAGGACAAUGACUGCUGAACUGUAAAUAGUGUAGGUAUAGUAAUGUAGGAUUUAACUGCUGCUUCUUUUCUCCAAGGAUCCCCCAUGUUUUGCUCAGUCCCGUGGCUGCUUGAUCUCAGAGGGAAGGAUGAGACAAUAAUGUAUUUGUCUAUAAAACACAUAUGAAGUUUUUUUUUUUUCAGUGCGUGUUUUAUAUACCGUCUGUCUUGUAAAUGAACUCUUUUUCGUCAUAAAAGCAUGAUGUGACUGUCA